AUGAAACAAGGCUCAGUUGUCAUUGUGACAGGGGCCAGUAUGGGAAUCGGGGCUGCCAUUGUCGAGAAACUACUUGAAAAGCAAACUAAAGUCGUCCUUGUCGAUAUCUCGGAAGGUCCUCUGCAGGCUCGUCAGGCAACCUUUGGGGCGGACAGGGUACGAUAUGUAGUUGGGGACGUCAGCAAAGACGAUGUCAACAGAAUGGCUGUUCAGGUCGCGCUCGCCACUUGGGGAAAGCUCGAUGCUAUUGCCUUGAAUGCAGGUAUCAUGGCACCGGUGAAAAGACUUUGUGACGUGUCAUCAGAAGAUUGGACGAGAAUAUUCAAUGUCAACGUUGUUUCUCAGGUAUCGAUGCUCAGCGCAGCCAUUCCCCAUCUUCGCAAACAGAAUGGCAAGGUGAUAUUUACUUCAUCAGACGCUGGGGAGAAGCCAACAUUCGCGAGUUGGGGAGCUUAUGGAGCAACAAAGGCUGCAGUGAACUAUGUCAUAAAGACGUUGACUCUGGAAGAAGCUGAUAUCACUGCUGUGGGUGUAUAUCCGGGAGUUGUCAACACACCUCUCGUCCAAGGCAUCUUCAGGGGCGAAUACAAUUCAGGCAUGAGUGAACAAGAGCUCAAAGUCUAUAUGGACAUCGUCAAACCGAGACUUGUUGAGCCUCAUCAGCCAGGAUCCGUUAUAGGCAAUCUGGCUCUCUCAGCUACUGCAGAUUUGCGAGGAGAGAUUCUCUUCUGGGAUGAUCAAAAGUUGUCAGCUUUCCUAUAA
Messenger RNA from Exophiala viscosa, 762 nucleotides. RefSeq lists its product as uncharacterized. Gene Ontology annotation, molecular function: oxidoreductase activity, acting on NAD(P)H, oxygen as acceptor. The coding region runs from base 1 to 762 and encodes 253 amino acids. Lineage: Eukaryota; Fungi; Ascomycota; Eurotiomycetes; Chaetothyriales; Herpotrichiellaceae. Gene Ontology annotation, cellular component: intracellular anatomical structure. The transcript is spliced from 3 exons. The record is from RefSeq and is a predicted model, not a curated record.